UGACUCUAUGACUCGAUGUCUGCCAGUAACCUUUUCAUCGUUGGUUUGCAGUUGUCACUUUACACAACCCCGGACAAAAACUAUCAAUUUGUGGAGGCAAAACCAAGCCAGCUGGAAGAGAAAAUCUCAGAACUCCGAAAGUUAACUACUGCGCACACCACAGGGCUCCAGGAUGCUUACACAACAGUGAAGCCUAAAAUGGAAAACGCAAUUCAGUUUGGAAAAGAUGGCUAUGCCUUUCUGAAGAACCCACCAACUGGAUUCUACCCACGUGCUGGAGUCAUCGCAGUGGCUGGAGUAGCUGGUCUCCUCCUCGCUGGGAGGGGUUCCCGGGUAAGAAAAGUGCUUUAUUCGUGUGGGUUUGUUGCAGCCUGUGGCUCUCUGUAUUAUCCUCAAGAAACAGUCGAAGCAGUAAAGCUGGCCAGUACAACUGUUUAUGAACUGUCGAUGCAAGUGUACCUAAACAUUGAAUCCUUGUGGAAAAAAAAUACACAGAGGGAACAAGGACCUGUCCCAACACUCAGUAACAAUCAGGCUGGAGAUGUUCAACAGUCGGGUGAGAACACUUCCUCCUGAACUCUGUCAGUCAGCAGUUGUCGAAGGGAACAGUUGGACGCAUGACUGAAGCUAUAUUUCCCCUAUGAAACAGAAGGAACUCGAAUCAUUAUGACUAUGUUCAUCAAAUCUUAUUUAUGACAGUUGAGCGGAGAAUUAUUAUUUUUGUUUGUGAAGGUGCUAACAACUGAGAAAUAUUUGUGUAUAUUGAACAAGCUGCAAUAAAAAUCCAAAAGUCUCA
Molecule: messenger RNA, 796 nt
Organism: Rhincodon typus (whale shark)
Lineage: Eukaryota; Metazoa; Chordata; Chondrichthyes; Orectolobiformes; Rhincodontidae
Product: MICOS complex subunit MIC26
Biological process (GO): cristae formation
Cellular component (GO): MICOS complex
Source: RefSeq, a predicted model, not a curated record